CCUGCAGCAGACUCAUCAGCCAUGUACGCCUUCACGAAGUUGUUCACCGCGCUCUCCCUCCUCGCCGCCGUCAACGCGUUCCCCGCGGCUGACAUCUGGGGCGUCCAGCGCCGUGCGAGCACCAACCUCACCGGCGGCUCGAUCUGCCCCACUGGCGGCUUCGACAUCAUGGGCGAGCUGCCCGCCAACAUCAACGACAACGGCGGCGAGCCCCUGCCGAUGCCCAACACUUCGGCGCCCGUGUACACCACGCUGUCCGUCGGCGUGCAGAACUACACCUGCGGCGAUAACAGCCAGUGGAACGCUCAGGGUGGCCUGACCUACCUGUUCGACAUGUCGUGCCUGCCCCAGAUGCACCACAAGCCGUUCACCUCCUUCAUCGCCGCCAUCUGGGACUCUGCGCCCCCGACGGUGACCAACCAGGACUUCGAGGCGCUCGUCGAGAAGGUCAACCCGGGCGUCGCGCUCGGCCUGCACUACUGGAUCACGAACCCCGUCAACGCGUCGGCGGGCAUCAACGCGGUGUGGGACUUCAGCAAGGCGGAGCGUUUCCAGAACGACACGAACAAGGCGAACGCGUUCCUCGUCGCGGCCGAGACCGGCAACGUCCCGGACCCGACGAACCCCUCGGUCAACUCGCCGUGGCUGUACGAGCCCAUCCUGUACGUCGACGGCAAGGCCGACGGGCAGCUCGCGACCCAGGUGUACCGCUUCAACUCCAACGGCGGUGCCGCCCCCAACACUUCCUGCACGCCUGGUGCCCCCACUCUCCAGGUCAAGUCCACUCUGAACUUCUGGCUCUACGGUGGUGCUUGGGAGAACACCAUCCAGAACUAGAUUUUGGCUGGAGGAUUGGUGCUGGAAGUCUGACAGUUUCCGCAGAUGUCAUGUGUUCUCGGUAACAUGUAUUUGACUCGGUGCUGUCAGCUCCUGCUACGUUUUUAGAGAUAUUACUAUAUACACAGCUAUUUCUU
Phanerochaete carnosa HHB-10118-sp is the source of this 974-nucleotide messenger RNA. RefSeq lists its product as uncharacterized. The transcript has 4 exons. The record is from RefSeq and is a predicted model, not a curated record. Bases 22 to 837 code for a protein of 271 amino acids. NCBI's taxonomy places the organism in Eukaryota, Fungi, Basidiomycota, Agaricomycetes, Polyporales, Phanerochaetaceae.